Messenger RNA from Spea bombifrons (plains spadefoot toad), 3771 nucleotides. It is a transcript of the gene KCNH6, whose product is annotated as potassium voltage-gated channel subfamily H member 6. The transcript has 14 exons. Gene Ontology annotation, biological process: regulation of ventricular cardiac muscle cell membrane repolarization; potassium ion transmembrane transport; regulation of heart rate by cardiac conduction. The coding region runs from base 577 to 3771 and encodes 1064 amino acids. NCBI's taxonomy places the organism in Eukaryota, Metazoa, Chordata, Amphibia, Anura, Pelobatidae. Gene Ontology annotation, molecular function: inward rectifier potassium channel activity. The record is from RefSeq and is a predicted model, not a curated record. Gene Ontology annotation, cellular component: membrane.
GCGGCCAGAGGACAGCUCCUGCUAUCUUGCCAUUGAUCUGAAUUGUGAGAGCCAGACAAAAGCUUCGGGAGCAGAGAAGGUCGGAAGGAGCUCCUCGUAACCUCCUGCGGUCUCCAGCCUUUUCAUGGUCACCUCCUCCUCUGAUCUCUGACCUCCAUGGGGACUUGAACAAGAGGACACAUGCGAGAGCUUUUAUGGAGGUUGUCACUCUAGCAGUUGUUGCUGCUGACAACUCUGUUCCUCCGGCUCUUGCGUGAGGUUGGGGAGUAGGGAAGGGAACGAUUAACAGUUUGUUUCCAUUGACUCUCCCGACUCUACAGGAAAAAAGGGAGAAGGUCCCUAUUCUUUAGCAUUGGUUUCAGCUUCCGUUGUGUGGCAUCGAGGAUCAGAGUUGCACCUGGAUGUGAACGUUGAGAUGUCUUUUCCAUGAAGGGAAGGGAUCCGCUCGGGGAUGUUUUGAUGUUUCAAGGGGUUAUUUGUCCUUCUAUGGUGAGAUCUCCUCUCUAAAAGGAGAGGACGCUGAGGUUGCUAGUAACUUUUUAGAGUUCAUAGAGAAAGGAGACAAAAGACUCCAAGAUGCCAGUAAGGAGAGGGCAUGUGGCCCCCCAGAACACUUAUCUGGACACCAUCAUCCGGAAGUUUGAAGGGCAAAGCCGCAAGUUCCUCAUUGCCAAUGCUCAGAUGGACAACUGCGCCAUCAUUUAUUGCAAUGACGGGUUCUGUGACAUGUUCGGGUAUUCCAGGGUGGAGGUCAUGCAGAGACCAUGCACCUGCGACUUCCUCACCGGUCCAGAAACCACGCACAAUAGUAUCACCCAACUUACCCAAGCCCUGCUGGGGUCCGAGGAACGUAAGCUGGAGAUCCUCUACUACAGGAAGGAAGGCACCUGCAUGCGUUGUCUCAUUGACGUGGUCCCAGUGAAGAACGAAGAAGGAGAAGUCAUCAUGUUCAUCUUGAAUUUUGAGGACCUUGCGUUACUUUUGGCCAGAAAAGCCAAUAGGACGCUUCAUCAGAGGCUGACACGGGCUGCCUUCAAUUCGGCGGAGAGGUCAAAAAUGAAGCCGGGUUUCUUAAACUCUACCUCGGAGUCUGACCUCAUGAAGUACCGGACCAUUAGCCAGAUCCCACAAUUCACAUUGAAUUUUGUGGAGUUUAACUUAGAGAAACAUCGUUCUGCCUCCACCACCGAGAUCGAAAUUGUGGCCCCGAGCAACGCUUUCGAGAGGACGCAGAAUGUCACAGAGAAGGUGACUCAGGUUCUUUCCCUGGGGGCAGACGUUUUGCCAGAGUACAAACUGCAGGCCCCGCGGAUUCACCGAUGGACCAUCCUCCAUUACAGCCCUUUCAAAGCGGUGUGGGACUGGCUGAUCCUGCUGCUUGUCAUCUACACCGCGAUUUUCACCCCCUACUCUGCCGCCUUCCUUCUGAACGAUCAGGAGGAGGAGAGAAACUGGGCGUGCGGCUACUCUUGCAACCCGCUCAACAUCGUGGACCUGAUUGUGGAUAUCAUGUUCAUCGUAGACAUUAUUAUUAACUUCCGUACCACCUACGUCAACAUGAACGAUGAGGUGGUCAGCCACCCAGCCAAGAUCGCCAUCCACUACUUCAAAGGCUGGUUCCUUAUAGAUAUAGUGGCGGCUAUCCCCUUUGACUUACUUGUCUACAGGACAGGAUCAGAUGAGACCACCACGUUGAUUGGGCUCCUCAAGACGGCGCGGUUGCUGCGCUUGGUUCGUGUGGCAAGGAAGCUAGACCGGUAUUCUGAGUACGGGGCGGCUGUGUUAUUCCUCCUCAUGUGCACCUUUGCUCUCAUCGCUCAUUGGCUGGCCUGUAUCUGGUACGCCAUUGGCAACGUUGAGCGUCCAUACAUGGAACACAAGAUCGGCUGGCUGGACAAUCUGGCCAAUCAGAUCGGAAAGAGUUAUAACGACACCGACCAGGCUUCUGGACCUUCCAUCAAAGACAAGUACGUGACUGCACUCUACUUCACCUUCAGCAGUCUGACCAGCGUGGGGUUUGGGAAUGUCUCACCCAACACCAACUCGGAGAAGAUCUUCUCCAUCUGCGUCAUGCUGAUUGGAUCUCUCAUGUACGCCAGCAUCUUCGGGAAUGUCUCCGCUAUCAUCCAGCGACUGUACUCGGGCACGGCACGUUACCAUACCCAGAUGUUACGGGUCAAGGAGUUCAUUCGCUUUCACCAGAUUCCGAACCCUCUGAGACAACGUCUUGAAGAAUACUUCCAGCACGCCUGGUCAUACACCAAUGGCAUUGACAUGAACGCGGUGUUGAAAGGCUUUCCAGAGUGCCUCCAAGCGGACAUCUGCCUCCACCUCAACCGCACGCUGCUUCAAAACUGUAAAGCCUUCCGUGGUGCCACCAAAGGCUGCUUGCGGGCUCUAGCGAUGAAAUUCAAGACCACCCACGCCCCUCCAGGGGACACGUUGGUUCACUACGGAGACGUGCUGACCACCCUCUACUUCAUCUCUCGCGGUUCUAUAGAGAUCCUCAGGGACGACAUUGUGGUAGCCAUUCUGGGAAAGAAUGAUAUUUUUGGAGAGCCAAUCAGUCUAUAUGCUCGUCCCGGGAAAUCGAAUGCAGAUGUGAGGGCGUUAACAUACUGUGAUCUGCACAAAAUCCAGAGAGAGGACCUUCUUGAGGUCCUGGACAUGUAUCCAACCUUCUCAGACUCCUUCUGGAGCAACCUGGAGAUCACCUUUAACCUUAGAGAUGCAGACAGUAUCCCCCGAUCCCCCUCAAGUGAAGAUUACAACGGUAGCUACCGUAAGACCAGGAGAUGCAAGCAACCAAACCGGCGCCGCAGGAAACAUGAUGGUCUGGAUGAUGGCAAUUCAGAUACCGAGCAGCAUCAUUUGUUUUCGGAUCUCACCAGCCUCCAGCAUCCCCUAAGUCACGAACAGUGGGACGAGAUGGGCAGCAGCACCACUCCCUGCUCCCAGACAAGCGAUGACGAGACCAAGCCUCUCAAUUCGGCACGAGCCGACAGAAUGCCACCUGCAGACAAGCAGGAAUUCAUCCCUGCCGUGGUGAACUUGGUCACAGCCAACAUCAGCAGCAGGGAAGGUGGCAGGAAGGUGCUGGAGACCGUGGAGACGUUUUCAGCAUCACCCCUCGAAGUUCCCAACUUGUUCAGCUUUUGGGAUGAACAUCGUGCGUCUGUGUGUCCUGAACCAUCGCGGCACAUUUCAUUGGUGCACAACUCUAUGGAUCCCCCUCUCAGCCCCGACGACCGACCAGGAGAGGUGGAAUCGCGUCUGGAACUCCUCCAAAAUCAGCUAGACAGACUGGAGACCAGAAUGUCCUCUGACAUCAACAUAAUCUUACAGCUGUUGCAAAGGCAGCUUUCUCAGAUACCUCCCGCAUACAGCCCCAUUUCACCCAGCUCGCACACCUUGGGGCUUUACCACACGGCUUCAAAGAGCCUGGAGCCCAUACAGAGUAACCCAUCCUUACCCACGGACUCCCCUGAAUCUCUUCUUCAGAGCCCUGGACUGACCGAUUACAAUGACUUAGAGCCUCUGAACCUUAAAUCCAGUGUUUUAAACCUCAAUGUUGUCCCUCAGGAGCCAAUGAGCCGCAACAUAGCCCCCAGACUUCCGCUGGUCCACAACGGCCCACCUUCUGACACCCACUCCAAUACAAUCCUUGGAGGCUUCCGAUUCCCAUCCCUUCCAGAGCACCUAGAGUGCCCUUCUCCUCCGGACCAGGAAUUUCAAAGACACCUUUCAGACCCAGGUCUACCGGGAAGUUAG